CCAAUGUGUCCUCUCAUUGCACUUUCAGAGCGAAUUACUCACACGAACUGGUCGCGGGGGGUGCUGGAGCCUAUCUCAGAUGCAUUCGGGCGGAAGGCGGGGUACACCCUGGACAAGUCGCCACCUCACCGCAGGGCCCAAUUGGGACAUGUCACUGGUGACGCCACCGCCUCCCGCCCCCUGCAAACCCACUUCCACACACUCCCUUUUUCCCCGACGUGACGAGACAAGGAGGACAUCCCUAUGGAUGCAUGCAUAAAAAGCCACCAAGAAAAAAGUUGUGGCCUAGUGUAGUCGCCUCCAGGCUGCACGGGGAGGGGGCCGCUUGACUGACACAAAAGCACCAGAAGAGAGGAAGGAGCGCUCCCAUCUCGCUCCUAUCUCACUCGGCUUCAGCCAGCGCCAAGAGAAGACAUGAAAAUGUCCAGUAAAGCCACUCUAGUCUUCCUCAUUUACGGAAUAAUCUCGCAUCACAGCUGGGGGCUUGGCUUUCCGAGUGUGAGAUUGGAGAGUGAAGUUUAUGACGAGGAUGGACGUUCUCUGCCCUCCGUGGACUACGACAGAGAGCAGCCGGACGUGAGAAGUUCUCCGUCGGCGACCAACGACGUCUACUCGUCGUACUACCCGCCAGAGAAAAGACUGGAGAGACAUGCAGACGGCAUGUUUAAUAAAGCAUACAGGAAAGCACUGGGUCAGUUAUCAGCCAGGAAGUAUCUUCAUUCUCUCAUGGCAAAACGUAUUGGCACCACCCACCCCUACACACUCGCACACAGCAGGAAGGCUACGAACGAGAACUGGGAGCCUCUGUCCAAGCGACACUCGGACGGCAUCUUCACGGACAGCUACAGUCGCUACCGGAAGCAGAUGGCGGUGAAGAAGUACCUGGCGGCGGUGCUGGGGAAAAGUGAUGGAAGACAAUGUGCGAAGGAGGACAUGAAUAAGACUCCAGUUGUCUCUGUCCACAACAGACAAGAAGACGUAGCUUUCCAUCGUGCGCUACAAGACUUAGACUUUGAUGCCCUCCCAGACGGGGAGGACUUGGAGGCUUUUUUGGGGGACUGGCUCAAACGCGUCUUCCCCAAGUUCCCGCAGGAGAAGGAUGGCGCGAUGCAAGGACGUUGAACGAGGAGGGACGAGAAGCUUUGCGACGCACGGAGCACUUUGUGGCUGCGGUGCCUUGCAUCGGCUUUUUUUGUCUUUUUUGUCCAAUGGAAAUGGCCAUGAAAGACGGCUAUUACGUGGCCCUAAGAUGCUGCACAUCAUCAGCUUACACCCCCCACCUUUGUGCUCGUUGGACAGUAGACCUCUUUUUAUUUGUGUUCUUUUUCUUGUGAGACGCCUGCAACUUGUGUACGAUAACUACACAGCCAAUAGCCUUACAAAAAAAAAAAAAAUCAUGCAUAAAUAUGUAUUUACCUGACAGGAAGUGAUUCUUAUAGUUAGGACUGAGUGUCAAGUCAAUAAAUGUUCCAAAAAAAAAAUGUUGAUUUCAUUGAAUAAAUUUUGGUAAACAAGAAAAGUGUGGUAUUGUGUGCAGUACGUGAUGUGCGGUACGCCAGUGCAAAUUUUUUUUCCAAACCAUAAGAGCUUAUAAAAUUGUCUCGUUUCCAUGGUAACGCAGAGGCUUUCACAACCUAACACUGACUCCAGUUGGCCUGCGACCUUUUGCCUCGCUUCAACUCACACAUAAAAGUACUUUGACGUGUUUGUGGACACAAGCUUGCACAAAUCCUUCUAAAUACAACUGGUCACAAGCAAUAAAUAUGCUCCAGA
Molecule: messenger RNA, 1773 nt
Organism: Entelurus aequoreus (snake pipefish)
Lineage: Eukaryota; Metazoa; Chordata; Actinopteri; Syngnathiformes; Syngnathidae
Gene: adcyap1a
Product: adenylate cyclase activating polypeptide 1a
Exons: 10
Coding region: 415-1122 (235 amino acids)
Biological process (GO): positive regulation of protein kinase activity; positive regulation of transcription by RNA polymerase II; adenylate cyclase-activating G protein-coupled receptor signaling pathway
Cellular component (GO): neuron projection; extracellular region; perikaryon
Molecular function (GO): pituitary adenylate cyclase activating polypeptide activity; neuropeptide hormone activity; peptide hormone receptor binding
Source: RefSeq, a predicted model, not a curated record